Messenger RNA from Peronospora belbahrii, 597 nucleotides. Lineage: Eukaryota; Oomycota; Peronosporomycetes; Peronosporales; Peronosporaceae. The record is from the annotation of a GenBank genome assembly.
AUGUCUUUGCGUUUCGUUAUUGCAAUGGUGAUUCUGGGUCUGAUGGUGACGCCUUUUACGAUAGAUGGUUACCCCAAGUAUGUCGAGCUUAUUCCAAAUGGCGGUGAUGUACCCGAUGUACCGAAUAUUGGACAUUUAGAUCCUGCUGGUGAAACAGGAUUAAGUACAUUUGGUGAAGCUUUUUCCAAGACGAAUAAUGUCUGGACUGUUGCAGUGUGUCAACAAGACACGGAUGGAGAUGGAUAUACGAAUGGUCAAGAGCUUGGAGAUCCGUGUUGUACGUGGACAGAGAGUAAUAAAGUUGGCCUUAUCACAGACGGUGUGAGUGAUCCGUCCGACGUGUCCAAGAUUCCUACAAACAGCGAGCUACUAGCAGGUUGUACGAGUUUUGGUGGAGACACAAGCAGUGGAGAUAUGGCUGGUGUUGUGGGGACAGUUGCUCCAGGGGACUCAACUAUGGGUGGAAUGCCACCUGAUGACGAUGAAGACGACUCGUCAGAAAGCGCUAUGCUAACGAACGGUUUUUCUGGGAUAUCUGUUCUCAGCAAGGUGGUAAUGGGAAUGGCAGUGAUUGUAGCAAUUGCUGUAGCAUGGUAA